Molecule: messenger RNA, 1095 nt
Organism: Camelina sativa (false flax)
Lineage: Eukaryota; Viridiplantae; Streptophyta; Magnoliopsida; Brassicales; Brassicaceae
Source: RefSeq, a predicted model, not a curated record
UAGCUUCUUCUCUUCACGAGUCAAGAUUAGUUUAGGGUUUUGUUUUUGAUUGAUUCUUGAAUCAGUCAAUUUUUUUUAAAUAUCGUAAAAGGGUUUGCUUAUUUACUUCUGUAUCUCCUUGCUUGAUUCAAGAACUUGUGGUUUUUUGAUGUUUUGUAAUCGUUCUAUGUUACCUUCAAUUCACAGAGUGUACUAGGGAUGGCGACUGAAAAACCUAUUACUACGGAGACUGUUGCUCUCACUGAGAAGAAAAUGGACAUGUCUUUAGAUGAAAUUAUUAAGAUGGAAAAGAGCAGUGCCAAUGUGAAUAACGGCAAGAAACAAAGAGCAUCGAAUAAAAAGGAGAAGUUUAAUGGUGGUGUUGCUAAAAAUAGUGCUGUAAAAGCACAGCGUUAUAUGAAUUCGCGUUCUGAUGUUAGACAGGGUGCUUUUGCUAGGAGAAGGACUAAUUUCCAAGGAAACCAGUUUCCUGUAACAACUGUUGUUGCUCGUAAAGCCGCUUCUGGUACUCCGCGUGGUAGACCUUAUAAUGCUGGAAGGAUGACGACUAAUACGAAUCAAUCAAGGUUCAUUACUCCGCCAGUUCAGAAUAGAUCUGUACAGAGAGGGUUCGUUGCAAAGCAACAUCAGCAGCAGCAAAGGGUGGUAAACAUAGAGCAGAAGCAAGCUAAUGGACAAAGGCAAUGGCCUCAGACGCUGGACUCUCGGUUUGCAAGCAUGAAAGAAGAGAGAAUGAGAAUGAGUAGAUUUGUAGACAAUAGAAGCAAUGGAGGCAACAAUGGCGCUGGAUUGUAUCAGCAGCAGCAGCAGCGUUCGACGGUCCCGUGGGGGAGAAGAGCUACAAGAUUCCCCAACUGAUUUAUAUGAUCAUCAGAACAAUGGCGUUUCUUGGGUAGGGUGGUGAAUACAUUUGCUACUUAAUGCAAUUUGGUUUGGUUACAAUAUAUUUAAGUGUAGAACAUUCAUUUGUGAAUCUCUUAUUCUCUUUCUUGAAAGUUGAAACUAGCAACAAAAAUCAAAAGAUCUUGGCUGUCCUUUGUGUUCUUGACUUCUUGCUUGGUCAGGGAGAGAUAAAUUGACCAUGUUACCCUUUCA